Molecule: messenger RNA, 31649 nt
Organism: Podarcis lilfordi (Lilford's wall lizard)
Lineage: Eukaryota; Metazoa; Chordata; Lepidosauria; Squamata; Lacertidae
Source: the annotation of a GenBank genome assembly
AUGCUGAUUGAAGCACUGGUAAGUCACUUUCUUGUGAUUUAAAAAGUUUGUUUAAUCAUAUAUGUUGGAUAUUUUUAUGGAAAUGUCUUAAAUUAUGGAUCUCUGGAUCUAUAAUUUUAAUCUUGAUUAAAAUAGCCAUUCAACAAUGAUAAAUUAGUAGAAUCAACUGGUAAAACUUAUAGAGCUACAGCAACCAACACGGUGCUCUUCAGGUGUUCACAGAAUCAUAGAAUUGUAGAGUUGGAAGGGACCCAGAUGGUUAUUUGUUCAACCCCCUUCAAUGCAGGAAUCUCAACUAAAGCAUCUAUGACAGAUGGCCAUCCAACGUCUGCUUAAAAACCUCCAAAGAAGGAGAGUCAACCACCUGAGGGAGUCAGUUCCACUGUUGGACAGCUCUUAAUGUCAGAAAGUUCUUCCUGUUGUUUUUCGCCGUAAUCUCCUUUUUUCUUGUAACUUGAAUCCAUUGGUUCAGGUCGUAUCCUCCAAAGCAGGAGAAAAUGAGGUUGCGCCAUCUUCCGUGUAACAGCCCUUUAGAUAUUUGAAGAUGGCUAUCAUUUCUUCUCAAGUCUUCUCUCUACCAGGCUAAACAUCAUACCCAACUUCCUCAACCGUUUCUCAUAAAGCUUAGUUUCCAGACUCUUGAUCAUCUUGGUUGCCCUCCUCUGCACAUGUUGCAGCCUGCCAACAUCAUUUUUAAACAGUGGCAUCCAGAACUGGAGACAGGAUAGAGCGGUAUUAUUGCUUCCUUUGAUCUGGACACUAUACUUCUGUUAAUGCAGCCUAGAAGAGCAUUAGCUUUUUUUGCUGCUGCAUCACAUUUUAACUCAUGAUAUCUUUGUGGUUUCAUGCUAAGCUAGGACCCCUCAAUCCUUUUAAUAUGUGCUACUGAUAAGCCAGGUGUUGCCCAUCUUAUAUUUGUGUAGCUGGUUAUUACUGCUUAAGUGUAGAACCUUACAUUUGUUCCUAUUGAAAUUUAUUUUGCUAGUUUUGGCCCAGUUCUCCCAAUUCUAUAUUCUGUGGCACUAGCUAUCUUUCCUAAUUUGAUUUUAUCUGCAAACUUGAUGAGCAUCCCUUCAAUUCCUUCAUCCAAGUCGUUUAUAAAGAUGUUGAACAGCAGGCCCAGGACAGAACUCUGUGGCACCCCACUCAUUGCCUUUUUUUCCAGGAUGAAGAGGAAUCAUUAGUUAAGCACUCUGGGUUUGUCAGUCAACCAGCUACCAUUCUACCUAAGUUUCCUCAUUCAACCCACAUUUUACCAGCUUUCUCGCAAGAAUAUCGUGGAGGGCUUUGUCAAAAGCCUUACUAAAAUCAAGAUUCACUACAUCCACAGCAUUCUCCUGAUCCACCAAGCUUGUAACUCCUAUCAAAAAAAGAUUCAUCUGGCAUAACUAGUUUUUGAGAUACCCGUGCUGGGUCUUGGUAAUCACAGCAUCUUUUUCCAAGAGCUCGCAGACCAAAUGUUGAAUUAUCUGUUCUAGGAUCUUUCCUGGUAUCUACGUCAAGCUGACUGGUCAGUAGUUAUCUGGGUCUUCUUUUUUCCUCUUUUUGAAGAUGGGGACAACAUUUGUCUGCCUCCAAUCUGAAGGGACCUUACCUGUUCUCAAAUAGUAUAGACAGGCUCUGAGAUUACAUCUACAAGAUCCUUUAGUACCCUUGGAUGCAGUUUAUCAGGCCCUGGAGAUUUGAAUUCAUUAAAGUAGCUAGGUGUUCCCUUACUACCUAUUCCUAUCUUGGGUUGCAACUCCUUCUUGCAUCAUUUAUUCUGUUAUCACCAGGUUGAGCACUGCUUUCCUUUUUGGUGAAAACUGAGGCAAAAUAGUUGCUGAGUGGUUCCGCCUUUCUGAUACCUAAUAGCAUUUCCCCGUCUUUUCCACGCAAAGGACCUAACACCUGUUUUUCCUCUUCAAACAUAGCCAAAGAAAACUUAGUUAUUAUUUUUAACCUCUCUUGCAAGCCUGAGCUUUAGUCCACCCGUCCUUCUCCUUGCAAGUGUUGGCUAUUCAUUUAUACUCUUCCUUUGAUAUUUAUCCUUCCAUUUAUUAUACAUGUCCUCCUUAAAUCUCAGCUCAUCUGUUAGCUCCUUAUGCAACCACACUGGCUUCUUUUGAUAACUCCCAUUUUUGUUUCUUGUUGGAAUUGUCUGCACUUGUGCCCUCAGUAUUUCACCUUUAAGAAACUCAAGUCCAUCUUGGACUUCUCGUUGAGUAGUUGACUAUAUCUCAUCAAGUAGUUCCUUAAGCUUUUUGAAAUAAGCCUUCUUAGAAGCCCACAGUACAUGUUGGACUACACUCAACUUUCCCUUGUCUCUUCAUCAUGAAACCCACAAGGACAUGGUCACUUUCCCCCCAAGGUUUCCACUAUUUCCACCUCAUCGAGCAGUUAUUGAGGAUCAGGUCCAAGAUAGAUGAGCCCCUUGUUGCUUCUUCCACCAUCUGGGAAGGGGAUUUGUCAGUGAGGCCUUAAAUUCUUGGUAGAGUUCGAGUUCCAACAGAUAUUAGGGUAGUUGAAGUCUCCCAUGACUACUAUAUAGCUCUCCUUUUUGAAUGUUUGGUAAUCUGCUUUAGAAAGACAUCCAAGUCUUCAGGCUACCUUGGAGGUGGCAGACACCCACAGUAAGGUCACUAUUGUUUCCCUCUCCUACCGUCUUUGCCCAUUUACUCUCAAUCUGUCUUCCAUGCUCCAGGUUGUGGAUCUUCACUGGUGUACACAUUAUAUAUAAUGCUAUUCACCCUUCCUGUUUAAUCUGUUCCUUUUAAACUAGUUACACCCCUCAAUUUCUACAUUCCAGUCAUGAGUCUCAUCCACUGGGCUUCAGUAAUGCCUAUUGAGUCAUAUUUGCCAUUCUGUAUAGAGCUCAAAAUCGUCUUCCUUGUUUCCCAUCCUCUGUGCAUUAGUAUACAGACAACUGAAACCGUUCCCUCCAGCUGCUUCCUUCUUGUUGUUUCAUUCCCUUUAGCAGGCUUCUGUAGUACCACCUCAGGUUCCUGUGCAUCAAUGACACUAUUAUCCCCAGUACCAGGUGUUCCCCUGACAUAUGUAAUAUUGUUUCCCACCUCUUCAGGAUUUAGUUUAAAGCUCUCCUGAUCAGGUUUGCGAGAUUCUUAGCAAACACAGUCUUGCCAACCACUGUGAGGUGCAAUUUAUCUCUUGCCAGAGGUCCUUCCUCAAGGAAGCAGAGACCAUGGUCCUAGAGCCAAACUUUUCCUGAUGACACCACCUAUGCAGCCAUUGGUUUACUUCCAGUAUUUUCCUCUCUUCUGCUGCCCAGAGUCUCAUAGUCCCUUGUUAUACAUCAAAGGCUGUGUUUGGCAGUAAUGUUUGUACCCACAUGAAUCAGAAGGAAGGGGUUGUGGUCAGUGGGCUUUAUAAGACUCAGAAACUUUUCUGUCACAUUGUGAAUCUUUGUACCUAGAAGACAGCACACCUCCCAUGUGUUGAACUGUUCUUGAACUAAAACUUCCACCAUCCCUUCCCAUCAGCUAUGCUGGCUGGGACUGACGUAUUCUGUAGUCCAGCAACAUCUGGAGGGUACUACAUAGGCUAUUCAUGUUCUGGGGUGAACCACUGUAGGCUGCAGAGAGAAAUUACACAUUUGUAUACUUAUAUAGAAAUUACUAAGGACAACCUAGCACUCUGGGCUAGUCUGUAAUAUGUGCUGGUGUUUUUUACAUGGGAGAUGUUCAAAUGCAAGAUUCCUCUACUUGCAGCCCAAAUUAGUUUACUCCAGGAAAAGCUUUACGCUUCUUAAUUCUGUCAAUGUUCAGUUUUGUGGGCUGGUUUCUAUGAUUAACAUGUGUGUUGAUGUGCAAGUUCAAAUCCGUUGUGCAUGUAGAGUACUAAAAUUGUUGCCUGUUCCAGACUACUCUGGAUUGUGUGGUUAAAUCAGUUAGCCACUCUACCUUAUGGGACUGAAAGUGAGUCUUAGUGAGAGAUAUAGUACAUAAAUUUCUCAAUUUUCAAGUAUGCUAUGAUAUUUGCAAUCCUGUAAGCAUUCUAGAAUACUUUCUGUCACUUUCUGUCUGUUAAAUUGAACCUUUUGAAUGUGCAUACUGGCUUGUAUACGUCUUAAGAUUUUUUCAGUCAUCUUUUUGUGCAGUAAGCAGAAAGAAGGGUAUGCUAGACACUCCUUUAAGUUUAGGAAGUCCAGGCUUUAUUUCCCUUAUUGUUCCUCUAGUCACAAAGGUUGGUGAACAAAAAUGUAUACUACUGUCCCAGGGUACCAACUUGUUAAAUUAAUUUGAGAGUGGUGGGAAACCUUUCAGUCUUUGGAGAAGAAAAAAUUUAUUUUGCUUAAAGGGAAAAAAUGCUUUCAUACUGAACACAAGUAGCACUUGUGUGGGAGAGCCACUUUAAAUAGCAUGCAGUGGACGUUGCCUUCAUAUGGAUAGCCAUUCUAAAGUGACCCACUAUAUAUAGAGAAGGCUAGUGUUAGAUCAGUAUAUGGUAGCUCCGUCAUGGAGUGGGUUGCUUCACAGACGCCACUUAUGUGGUGUGAUUUAAAAUAGUUGCUAAGGUGUAAGGUAUUGUGUGGCUUUGCUCAGAGCAGAGAUUGGGAACCUGUGACCCUCCAGAUGUUGUUGGACUUCAACUCUUAUCACUGUACCAAUGAUCAGGAACUAUGGGAGCUGUAUUCCAACAGCAUUUGGAGGGCUGCAGAUUAACCACCCCACCAGAACUUAAGUUUCAUUUGCUCAACAACCUCAUGCCACUUAGGCACUUUUUAGAACAUUCAAGUUUGUUUGGUACUUCCUUGUGUUGACUCUUGCACCUAUUAGGUUUCUAAUUCCUAACCAUAACUCUCUUAGCAUAUUGCCAUAUUCUUAAGCAUACUGCAGUAUUCUUCAGACAGGUAUAUUUGAAAUUCCACUUUAGCACUAGAUUUUAGAUUCAUAAUGGGAAACUAUAAGUCAUUGGGUGAAAGUGCUUCCUGUACUAAAGUGCUAUUAUUCAGCAUUUUUUAUGCUAUCAAGCUAUUCUUAACUCCAAAACUAUGACAUUUAUCGAGAAUUGGUUGCUUUGAAUUGAGUGCCAUAUUUCAGUAAACUUCUGUCAAGACCAGUGCCUUCAAACCUUCUGUCUUCAGGGAAGGCUUUCCACAUCAUGCCUGCUGAGCAACCAAUAAGUUGCAUGGGAUUCUGAGCAUGUUCCAGGGUAGACAAACACCAAACAUGGACAAUGAUGAAGCCUGUUAACACACAUUAACUGAAUGACACAGAGAUCUAUGUAUUAGAACCUGCCCAACAUUCCUCUAUGUGUGUUGCAUUGGAAGGAGUUUGGUAUUGGCAUCAAGAGUGAGGCAGUCCAAGACAUUUUGGUGUCUUAGAAAAUCCAGAGGCCCCCCCCCCCUAAAAAUAUUGGUAGUUUUCUGCCAUAUGAUAUCCAUAAUUUGCUAUCUUUCUUCACCUAGCAGUCCUCCUUUCAAUUAGCUUGCCCACCAUUUUGGAUCAUGUUAUGCUUCUGAGGAAACACAGGAUUCCUUGGAACAUUGCUCUAAGUCAGCCUUUAAUUUGUGAUCUCCUGCUGACUGUUCUUUACAUUAUUCACCCCACGAGUCUUUCUCUUGCUAACAAGUUCAAAAGUGUUUCUUAGAGAUUUCUGUUCACCAUCGCUCUCUACUCUUCUCCUUUUCCAUGUUCUGUAUCUACCAUGGAUUGCCAGUAGCAAUUAGUAAUAACUCAAAUGUGUGUUUAUCUUGGCACUUUGCAAAGUAUCAACAUGCGAGUCAAACCUGAAGCUUAACAUUAUAUUUAGACAAAAAUGUAAAUGUUUGUUAAACACUUCUAAUUAGUUCUCUUGACCUCUACAUGCUACUUUCAACCGUCAGUCUUCUUAUAGGAAGCAAAGUAUUGAAUAUGCUGCAUAGCUUCCUAAAAUAUCUGUGCACACACUUAAAAUGAUGCUGAGCUUAUUUUGCAUCCUUUACUUCAGUUUACAAUGUUGCUGAUUUUAAAAGAACCUUUGUAGAGGUAUAUCCUUCUGAAAGUACUAAAUAAUAAAAUGUGGAAGAAGGUCAAUACUGCAAUAUUAGUGUACCUUGAUCCAAAACACUUUUUUUAGUUUUCUCUUAAGACAGGGAACCUAUGGCCCUGCUCUUGUUGGGACUUGCAGCUCGCAUCAUCCCUGACCAUUGGCCAUGCUGUUUAGGGCUGAUAGGAGUUGGUAGUCUGGAAGGCCAUAGGUUCUUCAUCUCUGCUCUCCUAGUGCAGGUCAGUAAUCCCUAAAUACUUGGUUAUGACUUGGCUGAAUUUAUAUUUGACCAGUUUUUUGUUGGAAUGACCCAAUGAAAAAUGGAUACAAAGGAGUGGUAAGCUGCUCUGUAUGCCAUAAUUGUAGAGUAUAUUGGAGGAUAGGAUCACUAAAUGAAGAAAGCAGAUAGUAGUGUCUAGAAAUGGAGAUAGGUUUCCUAUAACCUACUUUGAGACAAGUGCUGCCCUGAGUUUUUGUGGAUGUACCAUAAGUCUGUCUAUGGUCUUCUACUAUGCUGAUGCAUCUACAGAACAUUGUGGUAAUGGUAGAUCAAAAUAUUUUUUCUGGGGCUGAAAAAAACACUUGAAAUGUUUUUAUAUCUGGGCGAACCAGUUAAGUGUUCUGUGAGUCCUAGCUUCACUACUCACUUAUAUUAUUAGACUUUUUGCUCGUUAAAUUUUGAAUAGUUCCAUGUUUCAGGUUUGGCUGCAGCAGGGUUUCUAUGCUAUAACCUGAAGUAAGGAAAUCUUACCGUUUGUACAUUAAUAUUUGGACAAUGAUUUUGUGAGAAGUGCCAACAUGAUUUAAUGAAUUAGCUUAAAUUUGAAGUUUUCUUCAAAAUUGAAUUUGUAAUUUCAAGAAAAUGUGUUGCCCGAGAGCCAAAAUAUUAUUACAACAUUCUGUUGUAUUGACAAAUCUGCUGCAAGUUUAAAAUCAUCCUUUUUUAUUUUAUUUCAUAAAAUUUAUACACUGCUUGAUGGUAAAAACCCCACAUACUUCUAAGCGGUUUAAACCCUGAAGAUCUCUCCACCAUAAUUGGUGCUGUCUCAUUCAUUAAAUGCUAUUCCUUGAGACUACAGUCACACCCAGUGUAACAGAUGGGUACAGUUAAGAACUGCACAGGCAGGAGGUGGCAAAUGUGAAAGGGCUACAAAACCAGACCAUCCAGAACACCCGGUUGCCCUUGGGUGUCAAUAUAGAAUUGAACCUAGUGAAUAAUCAUUAUUAAAUCAGGAGAAUUAAUUUGAAGGGAAUACUUACUCCUCUUGGAAUUUGUAGCAGGAUUAUAAAUUUUUGCUGUUCUGUUUAUUCUAUUCAUAGGGAUCAAAAUGAAACAAAUCCAUUUUUCAUUUGGAUCUUGGGGCCAGUCAUAUAACCAAAGACCAAGCUGAGAUAAAUUAGUAUCUAGCCAGUCCUACCUUCUAGUAAUGUUCUCUGCCCACACCUUCCCAUGACUUAAUCUGUAAGGACAGCAGAACUUGUUUAGUCCCCUAGUAGUACUGUAUUGCUUAUGUUUUACGCUAUUUGAAAUCUUCAUUUUGUUGCAUCUAUUACAGCCUAUAUAACAUCCAGGUGUAGUGCCCCUUGGUGUGGGAGUUCACUAAACUGAACUACAUAUAACCAGGCCUUUGGCUGAUUUUAUGGCCUUUUAAAUGUGUUAAUGGGAGAAUAUUAUGUAUUUUGUGUUCUAAAUUUGUAUUUUUAUGUUGUGAACUGCUCUGUGAUCUUCAGAUGAAGGGCAGCACACAGAUUCAACAAGUUAAAUAAUAUUUAGGGCUGUGUCCCAUGCUAGUUCUUCUCAGAGCAGGCACAUUGAAAUGGAUAAAAAUAAGGUAGCCAUGGGUCUACUCAGUUUUCUUCUGACUGGCAUGUAGCAUAACCCAUAGUCUUAAAAGUUUGGGAAGUGAUGUAUUUGCCAGCUGUGCACCUUAUGAAUUAAAUGUGUAACCACACAGAAUUGUAUGAAAUUGAACAAAACUUUAUGAAUUCAAAACAAAAUGUUUCUUCUUUUAUAGAUUUUUUUUUUUUAAAUAUUCCCUAUAGUAUUUUUGUUGUGAAUCUCAUGAUCAUAAAGACUGUGUCUAGAACCAGUACAUUUCCUUUCUUGUUUCAGUGGUUUAAAGUAAAAAAUUCUGCUUAUGUCCUUCCCUAUAGCAAUCUUGAAAAAUGGCUGGUAAUUUUCUCAAUACCUUUUAAAUGCUCCUCUGACAUCACUAAUUUUCACAUUUUUUGUUAUUUGAAAAUACAUUAAAAUGUGUUCAGAUAUGAUAAUUCAAUGUUGGUUGUUUAGUUUAAGGAUAAAAUUACCUGUAUUCCAACAGAAUUUUUCUUUUAAUUUUUUUUAUAAAGAGUCCAGACAAAGGAAGAAUCUCAAAGGGAGACAACGAGUUCCAAAUCAAGAUGGCAGUUCCACAGAUUGAGAGGUUGAUGAAUGAACUAUUGCAUGAUUGCUGAUUAUGUCCAACCAAGAGGGGCACUUUAGGAUGAACUUCAGUGUAAUCUAAACCAGAGAAGAUUUGGGCUAAUGAUCAUCUGAUAAAUGGAUUUUUAAAAAAAUCAAAUGAUUUCUGACCCUUCCAAUAUAGCUUAUUUGAUAUUGGGGAUGGAAUGGGCUGACUGAAUUUUCAAACCAGGAAUGUAUGCAUACUUUUCUCCCCUGUUGGCAGAAGUGCUGUGCUACUUUAAAUGGCUUAAAUAAAAGUGGUUUUUUUUACAUUUUUAUCUUGUUUGUCGUCUUUCAGGCUUAAAGGUUCUUAAUGUAUUGAUCUUUCCUGUCACUGGUUGUGUUGACAAGAACUGUUUGAUUACCGAAAGAAUUUAAUAUUUUGUGAAAUGAUAUUUCAAAUACUUGCAAACUUUUCAGAUUGCUGUCUGUUUUUAGUAGGAUCUUAUUCUUGGUUGGGGCUUUAUAUUCUGUGUUUUCUGGCUAGGUGCAAAAGGUUGUAUCCUCCUAAGGGUUUCAUGUCUGCCUAAUCUAGGAUAAAUGGUGGUAGAUGUCAGCAAGACAUUUUCAGAACAAUGCCACUAUCUUAGAAUGGUACAAAUAUGUGGAGUCAUCUCACCAUCACACUAUGACCUAGAGUCUCCUAUGACAGCUCUAGCGUUGGAUAAUAUACACAUAUUGAAAAACUGACUCUUUUUCUAAACAUUUAAUUAUAGUUUUCUUUCCUUAUGGUGUGGUAUGUGGGUCUGAUUUUCUUGAUCAUACUUAACAGUUUUUUAAAUGAAUUGCUGUAUGUACAAAUCUGUAAUGUUUUGAUUCUACCAUGUUGGUUAAUCAACCCUAGCUAGAUAAAGAAGUUAGGUUGAAUAAUUGCCUACGCACACCAUUAAAGUUAACCUUAUGCAUUUUAUUGUAUUACUGAAUACCUAUUGCCACUUCAUGUCUACCAAGUAACUCAGAUCUGGUAGCUUAGUAACUUGAUACAUAAUUUUGGGGUUAGAAGGUCCAUUUUCUUUCUGACAUACUGCUGUGAAUAAUCAUUAAGGGGAAACUUGAUCUAAACUGCCAGAUUGCUGUUGAAGAUUUUUAUUGAUGGGUAUGAUGUUCAUGUUUCUGAUAUUAAUGUUGUAAAGAUGGCAGUUGCGCAAUUACCCAUUCUUAAUGGGUAUUCUGUAUGGCUUGCCUAGUGGUGGUUUGGGUUUAGGCAAGACACCUGAGAUUCUGACUAGUGUGAUUCCUUGGAUAUUUAAUUCUGCUUGAGGUACUACUCAGAAUCUCAGGUGGCCACUAACUUUGACCCAAAGGUGUUCAUCAAUUUGAAGACUUGGAACCUACCUUCAAGAUUAGCCUUCUUCCAUUGUAGAGAAUUCUCAACUAAAUUCUUCAAAUUGCUCACUUGAAAUUAUGUAUUGUGUACUAGCUUUGUUGGGCUGAAAUAAUGUGGGAAAGUGGCAACAGAUUGUUUCUAGUGAUAGAACUUGUCAUUUGCUUGGACCUUCUGCUCUGUCACUGGAGGAUAGACAUUUGUCCAUCCAUGGUACUUUUCAAUGGUAUAACAUGCUUUCCAUAUGUUUGGGGUUAUGAGAAAUACCCAAUAUCCCAAUCAGGAAGGGAAUGGUCACUGGACAAGCAACUCUUGUGCCACCUUUUCCAUAGGCGUUCCAAAUAGUUUUGUUAAUUGUUGAUGUUUGAAACCUAAGCUUUUGUCAUUGGAGUGUGGCUGAAAUGAAGAGCUCAGGAAAUGGGUCAUAAUACCAUGACCAUGUUAGAAUUAUUUUACACCCUCUUGGUAACCAGCAAAUUGGAAUUCCAGCACAACAAUUUUGUCCUUUCCAAAUAGAACCACUAGGGUGGCGCUAUUGAGUCAAAAGGGCUAAUAGAUAACUCUUUUUGUGCCCAUUGGAAUUACUUUUAUACAAUUAAUGGCUUUGGGCUAUUUGUGUCUCCGUGCCUAUCAGAAAUAAGCUACUUGAAGAAUUGCUUUAAAAAUUACCCUUUGGGGGUAUUAGCCUUCCCAUGUGAACCACUGGUGCCAACCCACUGGAUACCAGUCUUGCUUCCAUUCCUUCAAAAUGGCUUGCUACACCACAACUUCCUGUCCAAAGAGGAAGUAAUUUUAGCCCAAGGACAGUGAUCUAAGGCAAUCCUCUCCAACAAAAGCAACCAAUAAUAUCUCUUUUGGCUUGGAAAGGGUGUCUGAACCAGAUGGGGUUAAGUUGCCUCCUCCACAGAUUGGAGUUGGGUAUGAAGAUGCCAGUGAUGGGGGGUAUGCACCCUUGAGGUGGAGGCUCCCCCUCUCUUUUUGGGUGGAAAUGAAGGGGUGGGUCUAUGGUACAUCACCUGAGUUGUGGGGUAAAUGUAGAGAGUGUCAAUCAAAGGCAGAGCUCAGAGCUGGGAAGAAAGCUCUAGAUGGCGGCUGUGCCUUGGAGAGCGCAUUGAGCCUCCCUGCUUUUUUCCCCCUCCUCCGCCACUUUUGCGCAACUUUGCCCAACUUUUUGGCUACCUCAGGGGGCUCCUGCGGCCCCUAGCCUCUCGCGGGGACUGUCGUAGGGGGCAUCGAGCGUUUUUCGGGCAGAAAAGCAGCUUUUUGGGGCGCUCUCCCUUCGCCUUGUUGGAAAGAAGCAGCCGUGGAGGCAGCCCAGGUCGUUGUUUUUCCUAGCUUGGAAGCCAUGGCGUACCUCCAUUUUUGUGCGCUCUCUUAAUGAGCUUUUUUCUCCGGAUCUUUUUUACCCCAUCUUUUGGCUCUAAUUAUCGCCUCUGGCAAUUGAACGAAUGCAGAUCGUUUGGGAUUAAACGCCUUAUUUUAUUGUUUUUCAAAAGAAAUCCGGCUUUUUUCUUUCGUUCUCCGUGUUGCCGUUGAAAUAUUUUGGAGCUAAUGUUUUCCCACGACCCGAAACUAAUAUCGGGUUGGACCUGGCGCCGGUGCCUGAAUCAGGUAGGUGGGCGAUUAUUAAUUACCAUUUUGAAGGUUUUUUGUCCUUUUUGAAUACUUUUGAUUUUUUCCCCCUCGACCGGUUUGAACGACCCUGGAAUGACGCAAUAAAAUACCGAGAAUACUUGCUUCCAGGGUUACUUUAGGAAAGUUUGUAGGAUGCUCCCCAGGGCUGUGUACCCUCGUGGUAUUUUUUUUUAAAAAAUGUAUAAUAUUCUCCGUUUUCCCCGUGUUGAUCAGCGUUCUGCAUUAUUGUAACAAAUACCAUUGCAGCGUCAGGACUUUGUUCUUGGUAUUGAAAGCCAUAGGCACAAACUGGGACCUUACCUUUCUUUCAACUUUUGACAGUAAAUACCUGGGCACAGGACUUCAAAGCAAACACAGCCACCUCUCUACCUUUCCCUUAAAUAUUUAAGAAUAAAAAGAUGAUGAGAGAUACGGAUAAAAGCCAAGGAGAGGAGGGUUCAGUCCACAGCAAUGCUUCGAGGUAUGAUCUCUCAACUUUAUUAUUUUUUUAUUAACCUGAUUUCAUUGUUUACCUUUUGACACCCUUGGGUUACCACCAGGAGAGAAACAAAAUAUAUAUUUCAAUGCUUUUGAUUUUUUUUCCUAAGGAGUGACCUUGAGCUUGCUAAUAUGCCACACCCUGAUUUUCUUUUUUUUUUUGGUUGCAAUUUCUGGAAGUUGUGGUGUGAUUGAAAGGCCCCAUGCCAUAGUUAAAAGGUAAAGCACCUUUCUACAGAUGGAACCUUUUCCUGUAUAUUAUGCAAGUUUUAGCUUCUGAAUUUUGUGUUUUUGAGGGGUUUUGUGCUGUGAAAAAUGACCUUGCCUAUAUAGCCACUGCUGCAUUGCACCAUUUUACAUAUAAGGGAUUUUUUUUCCUUUGAAGAAUUUGUGAAGUCUAAACUUUAGUUGAAGGCCAGACAGAAGCCUGAUAGUAUUGUAAAUAAGAAACUACACAAAGUUUUAUGAAUGAAAAAAAAUUCAUUUUAUAAUAAAAACCAGAAUGCGUGUGUGUGGUUGACACCCUUUGCUUCAUAUUCAAUUUGGCUUUACAGAACUUUGAUACUGUUUUAGGUAUUUUAAUAUAUUUUGAUACACUUUAACCAGAUUUCCCCAUUGAUAGUAGAUUCUUCCAUUUAAAAGAGAAAUGAACUAAGUGGGACACCUUGGAAUCUUGUCUAUUUUCUUUUUAACUUGGAGUAAAUUUUAAUGUUUGGGAUUUUUUGUGUAUUUUUUUUUUGCAGGUGUUGGGAUGGCAAGUCUAAUAAAAAUAUUUUUAAUUUGGAUCUGUCACUUUUUUGCUUAACCCUGUAGCAAGGGAAUUCUAGCUGUGUGUCCCUGAUAAUUCUGAUAAUAAUUUUCUGCAACAUAUUUACUGACCCUAGCUUGUUUUGUUACUUAAAAUCCCAUUUUCAGCUUUUUUGUGUUUAUAAUCCUGAAAAUAAUUUGUGUACCAACCUGUUCCUUGUUGUAAGUGUAUGAAUGAUAUAUUGUGAUGUUUAGAUUUUAAUUUAAUAGAUUAUUAGAAUUUGAAUUAAUACCAUGUGGUAGAAAAACCCUAGGGGUUGUGGGUGUUUUCCUACAGUAUGUUAUGCACUAAGAGAUUCAAAGUUUAAGCAAUGUAAAAUAUUACAGUGGAUGUGGAUAUGUUUAAUUGAUGAUUAAAACUGAAGACAGCUGCAAUUUUUGAUGGGGGUAAAAAAGCCAUUUGAUUCCCACACCUAGGUACAAGAAAGCAUGGAUCUCUUUUUAGGAAUCCAUAAUUUUCAACUCUAUGAAACUCACAAUUCAGACAUGCAGUUGUGAAAGUCAAAUUGCUGACUUGGUAACAACAUUGUUUUUGAAAUUAGCUGGUUAAUCGGUUAAUCCACGUUGAUAGAAACCCACUGCAUUUUAGUAAUAAAUAAAUGUGAUAAACUGAACAAAGGGGUUUAGUAUCGUGAGGGGCAGCAAACUAAACCUUUAAAAAGCUGUGAAAUGUGAAUUGAAUUAGAAAAUUAGAUUAACCACCCCUUUGACAUUCCCCCCCCUUUUUCUUCCCCAUGGGUAUAUUAUUUGCAUAACCUCCACACAUGAACUUUUGCUUUCCUGGUAAGCAUUAUGUUAACACCUUUUGUAUUGAAAUAAAGAUCCCUAUUCUCCCCCCUCCCCUUGCAGUUCUUCAAAGGAAGAUAUUUACUACUAGCAAUACUUUCUCACGGGGACCAAUGGAAAAAACAAUAUUUACUGUAAACAAUUCCUCCUUGGAGUUCAUUUUCUGAGCUGUUGGUUGUCUCAGUGUUGUAGAAGGUGUAUCUGUGGGGAAAGUACUUUUAGGAAGGCCACCUCAAAAUUGUACACACACAUCCUACUUGCAACUUCCUUUCUGUAUCUGAUUGGGGUGGAGAAACGUGUCAUAGAUGGUUUACAUCAAGGCCUCUCUUGAUUGGGAGAUAAGUGAUAAGAUUGGGGUGCUGGUUGAAGGGUGGGUAAAUGUGUAUAUGAGACAGAGAGAUGGGACUAGUCCCAUGCUCCUUAUAUUGUUUUUAGGAGAAAGAAGUAACUUACCUUCCUUUGCUUCCCCUACCAUGCAAAAAUUGGCUCAAGAUUUCUUUUCCCUAAGUGUUUCCUAUGCUUUGGUCCACAAGAAUACAUUGUGCAGAGAACACAAUUCCUACUGGGAAAUAUUUUGAGAACACAUUUUGUUCUUGCAGGAAGUUUUGCUUUUUAAUACUUGCUCCACAGUUUUGGAAUAGGGAUUCUAUGUGGCUCAUGAUCUUUAGGGUCACUUGUUGUUCUCUUCUUCUUCAAUAUGCUAUUAUAUUGGAUGGGAUAAAAAUCCCAAAUAAUAUACAACUCAAGUCCAUGUUCUGAUGCAGCUUGUCAUUGCACAAUGGUUGCCUACUAUAGUUUCUCUGGUUUUAUAACCUUUAAUCCUAUUCAUAAUUAUAAUGUUACACACUUCUUAGCCUAACAAGUGGAUGCUGUCAGUGAACAGUGAAUAUUCUCAUGUGGUUAUGGGCAAGUAUGUUGAAUGAAAAACCUGUGGUGGCAUAUUCUGCAACAAUACCUGUUAUGGUUUAAGUUGGGUGGAGAACCUGUGGCUUUCCACAUGCUGUUGACCUACAAUUGCCAUCAUCCCUGACAAUGGGCCACACUGACUGGGCCAAAGGGAUUUUUUAGUCCAACAUCUGGAGGACCACAGGUUGCCCACCUUUGGUUUAGGUUAUAAAUAGCUUGGAACACUUCCAGUCGUUUGGAAAAAAGAUUUCGUUCAAAGCCCAAGCUAUUAAGAACUUCACACAAGGUUUGUCAUGGAACCAUAUUAUUCCCAAUAUGCUCAUGAACCACUUAAUUUUAAAUUCCCAUACCACUGCAUGUCAAAAUGUUCUGCAAUGCUUACAAUAAAAACAGAAAAUCAAAACACAAUGCAAUAUUUUAAAAAGAAUAGAGAAACACACUCCCUCUUAAAACCUGGCUUAAGUCACAGUCCGAUGCAUGUUAUGCGGAACUAAGUCCUGUUGAACACAGUUGGGCGUCUUGUGUUAAUGAAAAGCACUUUUCAGCGAUGAAAAUGUUUCCUGUUGCUGCCUGAAAGCUAGGGAAGGAAGAUACCAGGUUAAUCUUCCUGGCAAGGGGAUUUGCUAACUGGGGUGCCACCCCCAAGUAGGCUGUUGAUUGGGAUGGGCCACCAGUGCCUCUCCAGCUGUUGCUGUUCUGUACUUUCCAUCAUCUUUGAUCCUUGGUCAUGCUACCGGGGCUGCUUGAGUUGGGAGUCCCAACAGUUUCUGGAUGGUCACAGGUUAGUUGCACCUCCUGCAAGAUCCUUAGCUACACCAUAUUUAAGAUGGGAGCACCUGCAACAAAUACUACCUAUACAUAAGAAGUUCCAUGAGGCUGCACAACCUGACCCUAAGUAUAAGUUAAAGAAAACUUGCUUCCAAGUAAACAUAGUUGAGAUUGGGUUGUUACUUGGAAGUAAGCUCUGCUGUACCCAAUGGAGUCCUGGUAAACAGUACACAGGAUUGGGGUAUUCAAUAACACAUGAGAGGAGUCUGCAUAACGUUACGAUUUCUUACAAAUAGCUGUUUGAGACUUGUCUUUUGUGCUGUUCGAAAUGCAUGCUCACAUCGCAAAUCCUUCGGUAUGGCAACAUUUAUGUUUUCCUCCAUGCACCACAAUCUAUAAACUAGUUAAGACUACACAGAGUUAAUAUAGCAUUUUUGUUAUGCCCGCUAACGCUCUCCCUGCAGGCUGGGGGCUUUAUUUCCAGAGCAAUUUCUCAUUAAAGCUGUAAGCAGUAACUGUAAGCUGCAUCAUGCAGAUUUCUGUUAACAAGCACAUUCAGCUAGUGGCGGCCAUUUUAUGAAGCACCACUCGUAUUUAAAACGAGGAUUUUUAGCUGGGGACAAUGAGCAAUGAGGGUGGAGGGGAGAGAGGGAGAGAAUUACUGGCUGGGGAGGGGGGGCCUUAAUAUCUCUUGGGGUGUGAGGCACGAAGCAUUUAUUUUGGGGGAGAAUAAAUGGGCUAGGUGGGUCAGAUCAAAAUAAGAAAAUGCUAAGCAUUUUACUGCAGGUCUGCUUUGUCACAAAAUGGCUGUUCCUUUGUGCCGCAUAGCUGACAGACAUACUGCAUUGCACUGUGUACUCUUUUUUUUUUUUUUAGCACAGCAGGAAGUUGCUGGUGGAUAGUUCAAAGGCCAUCUUGGGCUGGACGAGAGCUCUGGUUGGCUGCCGGCUCACUUGGAAACAGGAGGGUCAACAACGGCAGAGCUCUGUGUCAGCCGGAGCCCUGCCUUCCUGGUGACAUCACAGUACUCUCAUUUCUCACAGCCAGACAGCUUUCUGCCUGCUCCAGCCAACCAGGGCAGAUUAGAAAGAAGCCUUUUGCAUGCAGCGUGCUCACUUCUUCCGCGGUGCUGGAAAGCAAGAGGCUGAGAGCAACGCAGUGCUUAAAAAGCAUGAAGCUUUUUUAAACAACGAAACAAAAACUGUGUGGUGGCAAAAUAAAAAAAGGAUGUGCAUCUUCAUAGCCAGUGGCAACAUGACCAAUAAACCAGAAUAUGCCGCUAAAAAACGCUGGGUUUUCCCUUGAGUAAUCUACUUCCCCUUAUGCUCAAACCAUUUUUGGAAGAAUAGCAAGAGAAUGGCUUUUCAGGCAACAUACUUUUUGAGGAACGAGCUUUUUUCAGGCUAGAGCACACUUCGUCGGCAGUCUCGUCAGAUAUUGGGGAGAACCCAACCAUUUCUCCCUAAGCUAUUUUGCUUUAAUGGGUACAGAACGUGUGUAUGUUUAACUAUGUCUGAUCUGGCUGCAGUUUAACAAAGGAGAACACAGUCCUUUAUACUGGAAGAAGACUGCUUUUUGGGGCAGCCUCACACAUUAGAUCAAAUUUAAACAGGGAUUUCACAACAGGAAGGUUAUGUUAAUACCCUAUAAUCCCCGGCACCUGGUCAGUUGUGCAAUAAUUCAGGUGAAGCACUUUUACAAACAUAUGCUGAAAUGUUUCAGAUUGAGAUUUAAUAAUGACAUAGGUGUCUGCAUUCACAGCUGCUGAAAAGCCACGUCACCUAUCCUGGAAAGCUCAUAGUUUUGGAGAUGUUGUUCCCUCAGGUGUUUAGGGAAAUGUACUCUAUACAUUUUACACAUAUUUCCUCAAAAUAGGUGAUGUUCCCUUAACAAUUCAAGCCAGCUGGUAGUGCUUUGGCAACCUUUGAACUGAAAAGUUUGUGUUUCCUGUACUGUGAACUCUUGCUACUUAAUCCCAAACUCUUUUGUUUUGGAUCCUGUCUGGUGCUCCAUUGAACUUUCUGAAUCAUUGCAAAACUCACCCUGAUCUCUACACCAGAGGUUUACCUUGUGAAGAGUAUAGGUCAGAAGAGUGCCUGUAAAGAACAUAUUUAAUGCAGUUAAAGAUGUAAGAGAUCUGGAAUGUCACAAGACUAGUGUUUGUCUUCCGCCUUCCUCUGACUUCCCCAUUGUUUGAGAUGUGAGUCACAGAUGGCCUCAUUCUUGCUGUUUGCAAGCUAGCAAUUGCUGCUAAUUAAUGUAGAAGCAGCCCAAGUAACUGGAUCUGGUUUAAUGAAGAGAAGAGGAAUGGCCUCUUUCUGCAUAACUUUAAAGUGCCAUUGUCUCUUAUGCCAAUGAACACAAGUACAGGAAAACAGAAAAGCCCUUGCUCUGUGUACACAAAUAACCUGAUUGCAGGUUGGCAGAUUUUCAACUUGUGUGCCCUGUAACCCUGCCUCAAUUUGUAAUUGUUCGGUCAUCAAAACUGUUCCCACCCCAAAAUGGCAGAAUAUGGAUCUGAGUUUUUAAUUGCUCUGUGAAUUUUCAUCCGUCUUGUGGGCACUUCACACAUGAAAUGGUAAAAGCCAGUGGGUGAUAUUCAGUAGGUUUGUCUACUCUUAUCAGGACUAUUUUGAUCUAUUGGUACAUGUGCACCUUAAAUCCGGUAGGCUGCUCGUCUACAAAUGAUUCAUUGCUUUCCAGGCACAUUUGCCUAGGCACCUGGGUAGUUUCCAUCUUUUUGACGUUUAAUUAUCUUUAGCAGACCAUGCCCACAGUGGCUCACAAUAAAUAUUUUUUUAAGAAUCAACAGUUAAUCACCAGGCAUGCUGACAGCUUCAAAUAGGACAGAGUCAAAAAGUCAGCUUCAAUACUACAGUGACUAGAGAGAAAAUGCAAAUUUCAAAGGGGAUUUGCAUCUGAUGGACUCUAGUCCGUGAAAGCUUGUGCCACAAUAAAUAUGUUAAGCCUUUAAGAUGCCACUUUUAAGGUUUUAAUGAAGUGCAAAUGCAAGAUCAAAAACAGCAGCGAAAACAAAAAGACUAGCUAGCCAAACUCUCAAUUCCAGUGCUGGUAUUGCUGAACUCCAGGGGAGCACAGAAGAGUUCAGUCUGAAUGCAGGUAAGAUAUUGUCAAUUUGGAGGGAAGAUAGGCUGUAUGCCCGAGUCCCUUCUAAUCCCUGGAUCCAGCAAGGGUUAAAAUCUAAGCAAGGAUUAAUUUGUUGGAAUAGCCAGGCCAGCUUCUUUGUAAUGGCUCCCUAAGUAUGGGUCAUUAAGGUAACAAAGGAAGUGGCUCUGUGCCAGAGGCAAAAUAGGUGCCCCCCCUCAACUGGCUGGUAGUUAGAAAUACAAAGUCCAGAGUAGAAGCUAGAAGCAGGAGGCAGGCCGAAGUCUGAGAGACAUGCUUGAUUUCUGCUUGAAUCCAACUCUCUGGCUAUGGGAGAAGCAAGACCACUUUGGGGUGUUAAUGCUUUCAGCACCUCUAGCAUAGGCUUAGGUUGUAUAUGUGUGUAAAUAAACCAUAUAUCUUAAAUCAGGCGUGGUAAACUCGGCUCGCCAGAUGUUUUGGGACGAUUAACUCCCAUCCCUAGCUAAUGACCAGUGGUCAGGGAUGAUGGAAAUUGUAGUCUCAAAACAUCUGGAGGGCCGACUUUGCCUAUGCCUGUCCUAUAUAAACCACAGUCUCCUCUGUUCCUCAUUCUGAGGAAACUGAACCCAAGGUAAAGGUAAAGGUACCCCUGCCCGUACGGGCCAGUCUUGCCAGACUCUAGGGUUGUGCGCUCAUCUCACUCUAUAGGCCGGGAGCCAGCGCUGUCCGCAGACACUUCCGGGUCACGUGGCCAGCGUGACAAGCUGCAUCUGGCGAGCCAGCGCAGCACACGGAACGCCAUUUACCUUCCCGCUGGUAAGCGGUCCCUAUUUAUCUACUUGCACCCGGAGGUGCUUUCGAACUGCUAGGUUGGCAGGCGCUGGGACCGAACGACGGGAGCGCACCCCGCCGCGGGGAUUCGAACCACCGACCAUGUGAUCGGCAAGUCCUAGACGCUGAGCUUUUACCCACAGCGCCACCCGCGUCCCUGAACCCUGGGUAGGCACCUGAAAUCACCCACUACUCAGAGAUUGGGGUGGCAUGCAACAAUACAUUGGGAAUGGGUACCAAGCUAGCUUGUUUUCACUUCAGGGAGACCCUUGUGGCAUCUGCAAAGCGGGCAGCCUGGGAACAGAGGGAGCUGCUCUAUGCUGACUUUGGUUCCUCUAGUUUAGUAUUGUUCACUCUGAUCAUAGGGUAUAGAAUGAUUGGUAGCAGCUAUCUGACAUUCCAGGCUGCGGUCUCUCCCAGCCCUAUCUGGCGAUGCUGGGAAUUGAACCUGGGACCUUCUGCAUUCAGAGCAGGUGUUCUACCGCUGAGCUACAACCCUUUCCCAGGUUUAUGGGCAAUGGUUUAGGGUUAGGCUUAAUUCUACAGCAAACCUGGUGAUGUGGGUUUAAUGUAAAAUUAUGAAUUGGAAAAUUGUCCUAUGCAGAUUAGUCUAAUUUGAUUAGGCUACGUUGCGUCGGGAAUUUUCCAACUUAUAUUGGAAACAUUUUUGAUGCUUCAGAAAGUGAUCCAAUUUAGCAGGUUUAUUUGUGUUUGGCAAAACUUCCAAGUUUGUUUAGUGUUGUAUUUGCAGUCACUGUGCAUUUAUUGUUCUUAAAAAAAAAAUACUUGCCCCACAUGCAUGAAAACAGGAAGCAUCCAAUGAAAAUGUCAAAAAAGGCAGAUCGGUCUCAAGGAUGCUGAAUAGCAAUGCUUUUUAUUAGUGGACAUUCAUAAAAAGUGUUACUCUUCAGCUUCUUUGAGAUUGAUUUGCCUUUUUUGGUCACUAAUUAACUUGUGAAAUGAUUCCCACCCCCCGCCCAUUCCAUACUACCUGACCCUGCUUCCAGUAGAAGUGCUUGAUUGUGGGCUGUGACCCACACCAGUGUUGCUUCCUAAAGGUGGUGAGAGGUGUGUGUGUGUGUGUGUGUGUGUGUGUGUAGAGAGAGAGAGAUGGCUCACAAUUUCAGAAAUUAUGCUUAACCCUACUCAAUUUGGUUUCCCUUCCUGUUCAAGAAGACAAGAGUUUGCAAGAUUCUUGUGAGGAGUUGUGGUUUGCGGGUAGGUCAGAGUCUUAACAGAGCCAGUGAUGCCACAGACCAAAAACUUGAAGAAGUGAUACAACUUCUUUAAUUAGAAUUAUAGUUGCUCAAGAUUCUGGCCGUGAGUUUCUGCAGUCAUUGAAAGCAAGAUGAUGAUGAUGAUGAUGAUGAUGAUGAUUAAGUUAUUUAUUUUAAAAGCUGAAUUUCCUUGGUUUGGGUUUGAAGAACACAAAGUUCUACCAAGUUAACAUUUUCCAUGAAUUUGUGUGUGUGGAGCCUGGGUUUUAUCCACCUUCAACGUGCGUUCAAAGCAAAUUUUCACCCUCAAAGAAUUCUGGGCAAUGUAGUUCACCCCUCACAGAGUUAACGAUUCCUAGCAGCCCUUAAACAAACCACGGUGCCCAGAAUUCUUUGAGGAAAAGAGUGUGUUUUUAAAAUGUCGUCUGUACUCAAUUUAUGUCACACCCAGAAAUCAGUUGCAUUCAGUUACGUUAUACUCAAAAAUAGGCCCACUGAAAUUAAUGGGCCUAAGUUAAUAAUGUCCGUUAAUUUCAAUUGGAUGCAACCCUGUAUCUCCCCCUCCCCAUGCUUAUGCCUGAAAAAAGUAUUGUGUAACUUGAAAGUAAGCUCUCAUCUGUUGGGGUGCUCCCCACCCCCCAUCACAUUGCUGGGACAAUUACUUCAUCUUUUGAGUCUAAAGUAGCCUUUGGUUUUUCCUCUCUCUUUCGUGAGUGUGAACUGGGAAGAGGCUUCCUAUAGAAGUUGUCAGAGAUGCUCUUUAAUCAUGGGUGGUGGUGAUGGGCCAUUAUGCUUGAUCUCUUUCUUUGCUGCACUUUUUGUUCACUCAGUAAAACAUCCGUAUCCCUGGCAACCUAUUAUUCCCUGAUGGAGGCCACAUUCACAGGGUUAAAUCCAAGCAACUCCCCCUCUGGAUGUUGAAACUCCAGAUGUCACAGAACAACGGAAAUCUUGUGGCCUUGUAGCAAAAGCAGCCUAUGGGGGCGUAUGCUUAAGAGUCAGGCCCCUCCAGUUUGCAUUCAGUGGCUGUCUGGGAACGGGCCUGUGUGAUGUAUUAGGAAACUGAAAAAGAGGGUGAAUAUGAGGAUCCUAGAGGGUUUUUUUUGGGGUGGGCGGGCACAAAGAGGAAAACUGUUAUGAGAAAGUUUCCUAAAAGCAAUGCAAACCAUGAGAAAAAGUGUGCUGUGACAGUGUGUCGCAUGGGGAAGAAAAGGAACUUCCUGAAAGGUUAUGCCAUAGUAAGUUUUUUAGUCUUCAAGGUUCCGCAAGAAAUCUCUUGUUUUUGCUGCAUGAUGCUAAGGCCACAUUCAUCCAUUCAAUACACUGUGAUACCGCUUUGAGCAGCCAGCUGCUUUCCCUGGGGUACUCUGGGAAUCAUAGCUCUCUGAUCUACACCCUUCAUGAUACACAUUUUCCAGAAUUCUUUGGGGGAACCCAUGGCUGUUUAAAGUCGCGUCAUGGUGCUUUAAACGUAUGGAGUGAAUGUGCCCUUGCUCUGUCGAUAGGACUGGACUAGAUGGGGGCAGUAUGGCAAAGGAAGGGUCUUUUGAAGAAGCCAGGCUUCAACUCUUUGGAAGCACAUCUCGCUGGAAGGGAUAAUCUGUGGAAUAAGAUGGCCAUUUUGAGAGAGCCUUCAGGUGUCCUUGGAGGAGAGAAGGGCCAUCAUCACUGUCCUCUGCAGAUAUCAGCUUAGCAGGAGGUCAAUUCACACAAUAUAGGAACCAGGCCUUGAGCUUUGUGGCACCUGACCCUUGGAAAUUCCCUCGGGUUAAUUAUCAGACAGAAGCUGUAUCUGUUACCUUUUCUGUACCUUCUGAAGACAAACCUUUUAAGUCAGGGGUCAGCAACCUUUUUCAGCCGUGGGCUGGUCCAACGUCCCUCAGACCAUGUGGUGGGCCAGACUAUAUUUUGAAAAAAAAAAUUGAACAAAUUCCUAUGCCCCACAAAUAACCCAGAGAUGCAUUUGAAAUAAAAGCACACAUUCUACUCAUGUAAAAACACCAGGAAGGCCCCACAAAUAACCCAGAGGUGCAUUUUAAAUAAAAACGCACAUUCUACUCAUGUAAAAACACACUGAUUCCUGGACUGUCCGUGGGCCAGAUUGAGAAGGCGAUUGAGCCGCAUCCAGCCCACAGGCCUUAGGAUGCCUACCCCUGUUUUAAGUGGAGAUGUUUAUCCCAGUCUAUAUCUGCUUUGGAAUUUUCAUUAGUACAUUUUAUGUUUUUGUUUCGUCAGUUAUGGAUCUGCAGCCCUGGCCUCCUUAAUAAUGAUGAUGAUGAUGAUAAUCAUAAUCAUAAUCCUCAUCGUUCAAGCUGGCUGAGGCUGAUGAGUGUUGGAGUCAAACAAAAUCUGGAAGGCACCGCUUUGGCUACCCCUACCAACCAAAGUUUGAGUUUAGUACUGUAUUACAUUUUCAGAUGAAUAUACAUAAACAGAGCAACUUUAUUGUGGAUGAAAUUGCUCGAGAGACGUGUUUAUGAAAUGCACUCAGAGAUCAGGCAUGUGCACCACCACUUUUAAGUUUGUUAAUAGCAGCUUCCUGCAGUUGAAGGGGAAAUCCCCUUUUCUACCAAAAGAUGCAUCACAGAACUGGGUGUGUGGCUGAUUUUGCAGGUCCUUUGACUGCUCGGUAUGUGGUUUGUGUUAGGAAGCUGAAAACCCUUUAGAUUUCUCUGGGGAGGAAAAGUAGCUUCAUUGUCCCAUUUAAAUCUUGCCUCUGGCUCUUGUGUUUGGCAGAGGCUGAGCCUUUUCAAAUGCUGUCUAUUUUCCUGUAUUUACUUUAAAAACCUGUUGGUCCUUAAGAAAAAUUCUAAAACAUUUAUUAGUGCAAUAUCUUUAUUAGAUCAACCAAAUGAUCACAAAAUACUCAAAAUAUUUGCACACUAUUUUUGGGACAUUUUUGGUUGGUCUAAUAAAGGUAUUGCCCUAAUAACUAUUUUGGCUUAUUUAGCAUUGCCCUAUUUCAAAAAGUAAAAACCAGGGCAUCCUGAAAGUUGUUAACCCCCCCCAAAAUUUGGACCCCCCCCAAUUUUGUAGUACCACCUUUCGGAAACCCCCCUCCGGACGUCAAUUCCGCUUUUGAAAUCCUGGUAAUAUGCGGGAAAAUCCGGACCUAUCCAGCCCUAGAUCAUUUAUUUUAGGUAGGCCAUUGAGAUACUGAUCUACCACAAAAUACCCCAUGUAUAUUCUAAUUCCGUUUACCCCACUUCUCCCUAACACGGGUUGCCACCGACCCAGAAAGCACACACUCUGGUCUGCUCUUAUGCCUUUAGUAUCAGAUUGAUUUGUAUAAAUUGGAAAAUGGAGAUAUUAAUCUCUGUGCCAUGAAAAACUCCUGGUAAUUCUUACAGAUCAGUUCACAGCUAGGAGGGUGCCAGCUGAAACUUUGGUUACUCUACUUUUUGUUUGGCAGCACCAACUGAUCUCUAAGCUAGCAUUCCCAGACCCUCUUCAGCAGAGGCAUAGCUAGGGGAGGCAGGGGGCACUGGGUGCCACACUGUGGAGGGUGGCACUUACCGCGAGGCCUGCAGCACGCCUGAGCUGCACGUUUCUCCUGGGAGUAAUGCAGUGGCUUGGGUGGCGUGGGGCUUACGUCUGCCUGCCUUUUCGCUGCUCUAAAAAGCGCCGCGGGCCUGCAGGGUGCUUGUACGGAAUGUGGUUUGGACACUGGGAUUCUGGCGUGCCCUCACCUGUCCCAAUUUGGAACGUCACAAACGUGCUGAAGAAGAAUAAUCACUAGAAAAGUGCCUCUGGGCACAUGCAGAGUGCAUUUCCCUCGCACUUGAGCAACCACAGCUUCCUGCAUUGCAGCUAGGAUUAGGAAGAAAGGCCUGAGGAUGAAAUUCAAGCCCCAGGGUGCUCUAUGUGGCCCUCAGAACUUUCACCAGGUGGCACGCAGCACUGGCCCAUUUUUUUCCCCACACUCUUGGUGACUGCUUCUGUCUGGUUGGAAAAUGUGUUUGAACUCUGAUAAUGCCUCUUUCUUGUCUGGAUGGAAGACACAAGAGGGAUGUCUUUGUGUAGAAACCAGCCUCUGCCCAACCCACCACUGGUGUGUGGCCAAUGAAAGGUUGCCCAGAAGGUAAUAUGGCCCUUGGGCUGAAAACAGUUGUCCCACUCCUGUUGUAGGUAAACAAACAAUGGCUGGGCACAUGCUAGCUUCUUCUCCCUUGUGAAAUGGAACAGUUGUGUUUUGAUAGGCUUUUAAGGUGUGGCAUAGCUAAUGUGGUGACCUUCAGAUGCUGCAGGACUUCAGUGCCCAUCAUCCCUGGCAACUGGCCAUGCUGCCCAGGGUUGGUGGAAGAUGGAGUCCUAUAGUAUCUGGACAUGGAAGUCCAAUAGCAGGCCAGGAUCAUUCAGUGUGCACCUUAAAGGGUUACUUCUGUUAAUUUGUCAACUAGCCAAGGGGGGGCAGCAGAGGUGUUGCUUAGCAACCAGGUAGAGUUGCAUGAUCUUCACUGUAGUAGCAUGUGCCCUGAUUGGUUGUAUAGUUCUGAGGGAGUUUUACCUCUGUACAUUUGGUUGAGUACCUUCCUUCUAUGUAAAAUACCUGAACUAAGAAAGAAAAUCUCUUAUUCCUUUCUCCUCGGAUUGUGCUGUUUUGUUCAUUUUCCUCAGUUACCAGGUUUUCUUCUCUAUUUAAGUGCUAACAUUCUGGCGCUCACUGCAUGGGCUGCCCCUGACCUAGUUUUAUUUACUGCCAGUUUUGAUAUGUAACAUCCUUUAGCCUUGCUGCCUGCAUCCAUGACUCCUGCUCCUGUUUCAUCCUCACAGUAACCCUGUGAAGUAGGUUAGAUGUACGUGUUACCCAGGGAUAUUUAUGGAGAGUUUGAACACGGCUCGCUUUGCUCCUUGUUCCAACACUCAACUGCUCAACCACAUUGCUUCUUUUACUCUUUCCCUCCAAAGACCCCGAGACUUCAUGUCAAACUCAGCAGCCUUACAUAUGGAGAGUUUGGGGGACCUGGGGUAGCUCAGUGGAAAGAGCACGAGACUUUUAAACUCAGGGUCAUGGGUGCAAGCCCCACCUUGGGCAAAAAAUUCCUGCAUUACAGAGGGUUGGACUAGAUGACCCCCGUGGUCCCUUCCAACUCUACAAUUCUAUGAUUCUGUGUCUCAACUGAAUCCUUCAAGACGCUGAGGAUUAAGCAACUAAACAUGGGGGCAACUCCCCUGGUUAGUUCAGAACACUUGAUGAUUACAAUAAAGCCAGGAAAUGGGAUUUUAUUCCUUUUACUCUUUGGGAGGAGGGCUCGUGAACAUAUAUUUGUUGCAGUUUGAAUGUCCCCUUCUCUAGUUCCCCCAAAGAGGUCACGGAGGGAAGGUCACGGAUAGUUCAUUGGUAGAGUGGCUGCUCUGCAUGCUGAAGCCCAGGCUCGGUGUCUAGAACACCCUCUUGUCUGAAACCCUGGAGAGCUGCUGCCAGUCUGUGUGGGCAAUAUUGAGUUGAUGGACCAAUGAUCUGACUUGAUAUAAGGCAGCUUCCUCUGUCUAGGAAAGGGCUGCAGUUCACUGGUGGGGCGUUUGCUCUGAGUGCAGAAAGUUGCAGGUCCAAUUCUCAGCAUCUCCAGGUAGACUAGGAAAAACAUCCACCCACCCACCCUCUGUUUAAAAAGCUGGAGUCAGGACUCCACUUUGAAGAGCCUCUGCUGGUCAGUGUAGACAACCCUGAGCUAGAUGGACAAAGUAUGAGGCAGCUUCCUUGUUCCAUGCUCCGAAACAGGCAGUGAAUACAUAGCUGCUGUCCAGUUCAGCAGCUAGUGUGAUGCAGGCAGUUGUCUGAAUCCUCUGCACAUUUUUCUUAAAUUUGCCUUCUGUCCUCUCAAGUGUUUUUCAAAGGCCAUUCUGCUUAAUUGUGCUUUUCACAACACACUUCUUCCCUUUGGGUUAUCGGUGAAGAAAACAACGCAGGGAGAUCUGUAAGAUGGUGGAGAGAGGAACAGAGAAUCUUUUAAAAUGGCUUCUGGCUCUCUGCCUCUGGAGCUGUUUGUGUCUGUUCUCCCCGCCACCUCUCUGCCUGAGUACCUCUAUAUCGCCCUCUGCCAGCUUCCCAAAGAAAUGCAUUUUGUGUUUUUGACCUUUUCCCUCUCAUAUUAAAAUAAUUCAACUUGUAUUUUAUUUUUUUAAUAUUGUAUUAAACCCUGCUGGAAUAACAUUCCAACCUCUGUGCCAGAUAUCAGUUUAAAGCCAUUUCGUAUUUUAGCCACAAAUCUUUGGAUUUGAAGUAUUUCUUAGUUUAUAACCUCCCCUCCCCCUUUCUUAAAAAAAAACCACAAAAAAUGCAGUUGGCAGUGGUUCUUGAACUUUCUUUCUCUUUGGGCCACACUUUCAGGAGAAUAAAAUUGCUUGCACCACAACAAAUUUUUAUUGAUGAGAAAUACAUUGGAAAGAAACAACCCAUAGCAGUGUUGGAUUUUGAAAAGAUAUCUAUCUGUAUUCUGCAAAUAAAAACUAUAUUUUGAUGCUAUACUAUCACGUACCCACUUUAGCAAAACAAAAACAAAACAAGGCCACCUAGAGCAGUUCAGGUUUACAAUCAAAAACUGCCUUUCCCAUGGAAAACGAGCGAGGUCCCAACCAAAGAAGAAUGGCAACUUAAAAUGAUGCAAUAUGCGCAGCUUGCGGACCUAACUCAUAGAAUAAGAGAGCAAGAAGGUUUAAAGAAGAUUGGACAAUGUUUAUUGAAUAUAUGGGGGGAAAUUGUGUACAUUCGAAAACGUUGGCAGCAUUACAUCAACAGUGUAAAUAAGUUUUGAUGGAUGUAAUAAAGGAAUACACUGAAUAGUUUAGUUUAUAUAAGAUAUGCAGGGAUUUAUGUUACACAAAAUGAACCAGGGAAAGAGAAGAAGGGAAGUCAUUGAUAUUUUAUGGUAGUCCAGCAGCAUCUGAAGCGCACUAGGUGACUCACACCUGCUUAAGAAUAAUAACAACAAUAACUUUAUUAUUUGUACCCUGCCCAUAUGACUGGGUCGCCCCAACCACUCUGGGCAGCUUCAACAGGUCUUAAGUGUGUGAACUUGCAAGAUGGUUGACAAUGAUGAAACCCUCUCUUCUUCCUCCACAAGUCACUCAGCAUCAGAAGAGGCCUCGGGGUCUGACUCGGCCAGCCAGUCCGACAGCGAGCAAGGAAGCGAGCAUGGGAGCGAAUCCAACAGCAGCUCGGAGACUUCCGAAAGCCAGUCUGAAUCCGAAAGCGGCUCGACGGGCUCAAAAUCUCAGCAGACGCCUCUGGAAGCCAAGGAGAAACCAACAUCCAAGAAAGAAAGGCUCGCCGAUGUCAAAAAAGUAUGUUGUUCCCUUGCUGGUGGGUAUGUCUAACUCAGCUGGGUAGCCUUUGGCGGAGGUGGCAAAGCACAGCCUGGUCUCUUGCCAUCUACUACAAGGUCUUCUGUUUCCGGGGUUUCAGGUUUUGGUUUGAUAUCCUGAUAUUCAUCUGCCUUUGCCAACCUGCUGGCUGUGGCUGAUGGGAGUUGUAGUCCAAAAGGUCUGGAGAGCAAUGACUUGGCAAAGCCUGAAUUGUGUACCCUUCUGGACUCUUUUGUGUGUCGUUGGAAUUUGGCUGAGUUGCCUCUUUGGUACCGCUGAAGGAAAUUCUGAAAAGAAGGGACAGUUUUGAGUGGAAGGUUUGCAAAGAGCUAGUCAUGAUGCGUUAAAAUAAAAUUUAAAAAGUGGCAGGGAAAAGACAUAGAAUGAGGAAUGUAUUAAAGGUCUGCAGAAUUAGAAAGAGUUUGUAGGAAAUUCUAUCUUGGAGGAGAGGUGAGCUUGCAAAAUCCACACACUCCAUUCUAUUCCUACUUUUGUUAGAUAAGAAUUUAAGGGUUUCUCUGCUGGAUCAGGCGAAAGGCCUAUCUAAUCCAGCAUCCUCUUCUGACAGCAGCCAAGCAUUUGCCACUUUUGGAAGCCACAAGCCAUCCUUGAGUGCCGGCGAUGCACCAAUAUAGGGGCAGAGGCAAGGAGCUUCUAAUCAGUCUGUGGAACUCACUGCCACAAGAUAAUUUUGUUUAUUCAUUAUUUAUUUAGCAUAUGAGUGAUGGCAGGCAACCCAUCUGCAUGGCUUUAAAAGCAGAUUGGACAAAAUCACAAAGCCUUGGUAUGUUAGCUGUUACUGGCCGUGAUAGUGGAGUUGAACCUCCAUGUUGUUGUUUUUAUUUUGGUUAUGUACUUUGCGAUUUUAUAUUCUGAUUUUAUCCUGUGAAUCGCCCUGAGACCUGUGGGUAGAGGGCGGUAUAUAAAUUCAAUAAAUAAUAAUAAUAAUAAAGUUCUUUUGAGUACUGAUCCCUGGUUGUAAGUGACAAGAGGAAGCCAUUGGUGUCUCGCCAUUCUCGCUUCUAGCCUUGCAGAGUUCUUGGGCGCAUAAGAAAGAGGGAACAUCUGUCGACUGCCCUGAAUCCAUGGAUGAAGGAUGCAGUACAAAUGUGAUUAUGAUUUAUUUUGCAGAUGUGGGAAGAAUAUCCAGAUGUUUAUGGGGUGAGGCGGUCGAAUCGAAGCAGGCAGGAGCCCUCGCGCUUUAAUAUAAAUGAAGAGGUAAGGGGAGGGAGGAUAAAGAGGAGGGGAAAGACAUUAUUGGGAAUGGCCAAGCCAUUCUGUUCAGUGUUGCCUUUGAAACACAGAGGUGGCGCCAUGGCAGCUGCAUUUUUCCAUUGGACGUGCCGUGUGCCAUUCCUGCAGUCUGACCUGAGCAAGCAGCGCCCAUGGAAUGCCCCUGAACUUUCAAUGUUAUGGUUAAAAAGUUCCAGUUGCACAGUCCGAAUUGGAAGUCUGAUGUGGUUGUGAUGUAAAUGCUGGGAAAAUGAUUGCAGGAACGGCUGUGCUUGGAACCUCCGAGGGGCACCAUUGAGAUGAAUUCAUUUUGUGUGUAUGUAGGGGUGUGUGUUUGCAUGAUGUUUCGUUUCACUAAACCAUUUCCCUCCCUUUCGCACCUGUAGAUAGUCAUCUCUUGAAUUCAGUGCAUGAAAUGAACUCAGUUUGGGGUUUUAAUCAUCUGUUGGCUGAGACAUUUCUCUCCUUCCCUGCCUUCCAUCAAAUUCUGCUAAGAACAAUGUGGUUCUGGAACUUGUGACCUUUUAUUUGCUGUCCAUUUUGUGAGUUGCUUUUUCCUCCCCCCUCCCUUCAAUAUUCCCCCACAGCCUACCAAUUUGUAAGGAGGGUAAGCAGUGGUUUCGCCUUCUGUUUUUUACAGAUGGAGAAAAUGAGGCUCAGGAAAGUUCAAAGUCACACUGAAAAUGUCCAAGUUGGAAAUCCAAAGGUAGGCACCUAAAUUUAUAUUCAAGCACCUGAAAAUAUAAGCGGCACCCGCAUCUCCCAUUCGGGAGUCCUCUGAAAAUGGGUCCAUUUAUGCUUGGGUGCCUAUAUAUGGAUUUAGGUGCCUAGCAUCAGGCACCCACGGUUGAGCAUUUUGUCUCAAAAUGCAUAUUAAUUGUUCUUGGCCACUUACGGCCAACUCAGAGCUGAGUUCUGAUUAGAUUUGGUUUUCCUCAGUGUGCAACUUGAUAGCACACUGACUUGUGUUGCAUCUCCAGGGUCGAAGCUGGUAUGCAUCUGAGGACCAGUUGCUGGGGUGCACAAGCGAGGGAAAGUGCUGUGGCAUUCAUAUCCUGCUUGCAGGCUUCUCAGAUGCAUCUGAGAGCAUGUUGCAGGACUAGAUAGCCUGUUGGUCUGAUCCAGCUGCCAGGCUUUUCUUACAUUCAUAAAAAAGGUGGUGCCAGAGAUUGUCUUGUUUCCUACCUUUUUAUACAGUCUACCUGCCAAAACCCUCGAGGCAGUUUACAUUUUUAUAAUAAGCCCUUCUGGAUUUAAGAUCUGUCCAUCAGGACAAACUCACAUACUAACGCAUAAGUUGGUCAAACACACACCUGUCUAUUCAGGUUAGGGAUAGGGAGCCUGUGGCUCUCCAUAUACUCCUGGACUACAACUCCCAGAAACCCUGACUAUUGGCCAUGCAAAUUGGGGCUGAUGGGUGUUGGAGUACAGGCAAUUCCCUGUUUGCGUGGGAGUUGCGUUCCAGGUCAUGGUUCGUGUUGGUGGUUGCGUGUCAAGCGGACUCACACAAAAUAGCCUUUACCUGUAUAUCAGCAUCUCGAGGGCCACAGGUUCUCUAUCCCUACAGUAUAUAUAUCUGCAUUCUGCAAUGUUUCUCCCGCUUGACUGCCCAACGCUUUCCACAAAUACCAGUUGUGUUUUACUCUGUAAAAGCAGUAUGCAUGGGGUGUUUGUGUGUGGACGCAAGGAAAGUGCUUAAGCAAAUGCUCCCCGCUAUUGUCCACCCAACUUCCCCUCCUUUUUCUGCUGCUCUGGGGAGACCCCCCCUCCCAAGUCCCAGAUGUGGGUGGUCCAACAUCCCUUCCUCUUAUUGCCUCACAACAGUAAUUAAGCAACCAAGCGUCCUUUACAAUGGUGCUGCCUGCCGAGUGCCAAAGCCUUAGAGCUGCCUCCGUGUUUUGUUUUAUAACUUUCACAGUAUCUCGGUCUCCUAACCAUCACACUGAGCCAGGUCUCAAGAUGCUGGCAAAGAGAUGCACCCGGUUUCCAUACUAAUCAACCAUGGCACCCAUUUUUCUGCAAUACUCUGUGGCCAGAUUGUUGCUCCCUUCCUGUCCUAUGAUACUUAGUGAUCCUACUAUCAUAGAUGGUGCCCCCCCUCCACUUCAACUCCUCCACCUCCCAAACUUCCUAGUUUUCAUUAUGAGAUGGGAAAUGAGAAAGCCAGGAGACGCUUUGCAGACCAUUGUAGUUGUUUGCUUUAGGAGUGAUCAGGUUGCCUGUGGUUCUUCAGAGGUUGCCAGACUUCCAGCCAUGCACACAGGACAUAAGUGAACAAUGAGAUAGUGAGGGCCACACAAGAGAUAGUGAGGGCCACCAACCUGGAUGGCUUCAAAAGAGGAUUAAUUGAAGAAAUGGCUAUCAGUGGCUACUGGCCAGGAUGCCACAGUAUGCUUCUGAAUACCAGUCACUGAGAAUUUCAAGUGUAGAGAGGGCUGUUCCAUCCAGGUCGUGCUUGUGUGCUUCUCAAAGGCAUCUGAUAGGUCACUGUAAGAACAGCAUGCUGGUCUAGAUGGGCCUUUGGCCUAUUCACCAGGGUUCUUCUUAUCUUCUUAACUUAUCAACCCUGACCAUCAUCCACAUUGGUGGGGGCUACUGGGAGGCAGAUUCCAAGAAAGUCUGGAGGGUGCCAGGUUCCCCAUUAUUGACAAAAAUCCACAGAUCCUCCCUCCCAUAGCUGUCAACUUUCGCCUUUUCUUGCGACGAAUCCUAUUUGGAAUAGGGGAAUUUCCCUUUAAAAAAGGGAAACGUUGACAGCUAUGUUCCCUCCCCGUCCCCCAAGAAAGGUCAGAUCCAGUGGGCUGUUAGCAUGCCAUUUAUGCCAGCUUUUGUUUUCCUUUUUCCCAAGUUCUGCCAACACUAG